Terrapene triunguis (Three-toed box turtle) is the source of this 1284-nucleotide messenger RNA. RefSeq names its product aminoadipate-semialdehyde dehydrogenase-phosphopantetheinyl transferase (gene AASDHPPT). The transcript is spliced from 6 exons. The coding region runs from base 186 to 1076 and encodes 296 amino acids. Gene Ontology annotation, molecular function: holo-[acyl-carrier-protein] synthase activity; magnesium ion binding. Lineage: Eukaryota; Metazoa; Chordata; Testudines; Emydidae. Gene Ontology annotation, cellular component: cytosol. The record is from RefSeq and is a predicted model, not a curated record.
UGGGGCGGUGGCCAUUAUACUGCCCCCGAGUGGGAGGGCUGGGUUCCCCCGGCGCCCCCUCGCGCCCCGCGUCCCCGGCAGGGCUAAGGGGAGUCUGACACUGCAGUCCCCUAGUGGCCAGGCGCGCUCCCGGAGCAGCCGUAGGCCUGCGGGCUCACGGGAGCUGGGGCGCCCAGCGAUUCCUUAUGGGCAGCGUGCGCUGGGCCUUCCCCUGCGCCGCCUGGGCCCCGCGCCGGGACCAGUGGCUGCUGGCCUCGCGCCUGGUGCAGCCCGAGGAGAAGGACCGCGUCCGCCAGUUCGUCUUUGCCCGGGAUGCCAAGGCUGCCAUGGCUGGUCGUCUGCUGAUAAGAAAAUUAAUUGCAGAAAAACUAUGGAUACCUUGGAAUGAAAUACACUUGCAAAGGACAUCAAAAGGAAAACCCUUCCUGGUGAAUGACAUACUCGGUAUCCAUCCCAAUUUCAAUUUUAAUGUCUCUCAUCAAGGGGAUUAUGCAGUUCUUGCAGCUGAGCCUGAGCUUCAAGUUGGCAUUGAUAUAAUGAAGACUAAUUUGCCAGGUAGUGGUUCAGUUCCGGAUUUCUUUCGCAUUAUGAAACGACAGUUUACAGAGGCAGAGUGGAGGGUAAUCAAGUCCAUGAAUAACGAAUGGAUUCAGCUAGAUAUGUUUUAUAGGCACUGGGCACUAAAGGAAAGCUUUAUAAAGGCCAUUGGGAUUGGAAUAGGCUUUAACCUGCAAAGGAUUGAAUUUAAUGCCUCCCCAUUGCAGCUGGAAGUAGGGAAGGUUUACAAGGAGACAAAAAUGUUGUUGGAUGGAGACAAGGAAGAAGGGUGGACUUUUGAGGAAACCCGGUUGGAUGAUCUCCAUCAUGUUGCAGUAGCUCUGGGGAAACCAGAAGUAUUUGUACAGAAGGAUUCCAACGUUUUUUCUAAAGACCUGACCCAGCCACAAUUCCAGGUAUUGACUUUUGAUGAUUUAGUUGCCACCGGUGUUCCUAUGGCACCUGAAGACCCUGCAUACUGGGAUAACUUUUGUUCCAAGCAGGAGUGCCCAGCACGCCAGAGUACUCAUUCAAGAUAAGACUGUGUUUCCAAGAAAAGAAGCUGAAAUCUUUCAAAGACCACACAUUGUUCCUUUGCAAAGCUUAAUUUGAGUGUGUGUAUACAUUUCCCCUUUUAGACCAAUAUUCGGUUUCCCAGCCUCACAAAGCUGCCACCUUUUACCCUCUUUACCCUAUGCUGAGAUCCUUUCAGGCUGAAGAAACUGUGAAAUAAAUGAUCUAAAUUGA